CUACGAAUUUACAUUAAAUCUCUAGUCUGACUACCAACUAGGAACAAGACCUCGAGAUUGGUCCAUCAUAUUUUGUUCGAGAAAGACUACCUUUACUAAUCUGCCUUGGUAUUCAUAAUGAUUCUGACCACCUUGCCAUGUCUCCCCAUUCCUGGACCCAAAUGUAUAUCAUAAAACCUAUGCCUGGAUUCUUCUGGUGGUCCAUUACUCUAUAAUCAUUGUUAGGAGAUGGCUUCGUUAGUUUUCUGUCGAUAGGAAUAGUUGAAAAAAUAACAUGACAAGUGUUGUCAGCCCAAUGACAAUACUGAACUUUUCUUGUGGGCAGAUGAUGGGCAAGACAUUCAGGCUGCAUUGGGUCAGCUCGUAGGGAAACGAACAGUACCUCAGGUUUUUAUCAACGGCAAGCACAUUGGUGGCUCUGAUGGUAAGUAUCUGAAGUUCUUCAACUUCAGUUCCCCAGUAAAAGCUCAUGCACUAGAGACCUGACUAUUUUUCUCUCUUACAUUCAACAGAUACUGUUGAAGCAUAUGAAAGUGGUGAACUGGCUAAGCUUCUGGGCAUUGACGUGGAUGAAAAGGAGGAUUUGUAAACUAAUACUCCAUCGAGAUGGUUUAUCGGUAUUUGAAUCGUGCAAGCAAGGGCGUUCUUAUCUAUAAAUAGAGGCUGUUUCUUGCUCGACGUCCUGACCAAAUAGUUGCAACCAGCAGUGAGUUCUAGUGAGUGCUAUUUGGUAUAAUCAACCAGAAGCUAGUCAUUCACCUGUGAGCUAAUAAUAGUUGGUGCUAUCUUACAAUGUUAGUUAUGAGAAUUGACAGUAGACUUUGUAAUGAAAAAUGACUCAGAUUGUACGGUUUGAACGUUCGAUACAGGAUCCUGAAUGACAUUCCAUGUGGAUGAACCUUAUGCAUGAUUUGAUUCACUUCCAUUAGUCAUCAAAAGUUAACCGCAGAAACUCGGACGAUGUUCAUCUUUGAUGGAUUGGUUAUGCUGCUGAUAUCCUGGACAGGUUAGGGGUUGGAGACUUGUGAGUACUGGCUUACUUUCUAUGUUGAAAGGUCUGUGUAGAAUUAGAUCCUUGGUGAAAGUCGAUGGAAGUUCAGGUUUGCUAAUAUUGUCUUUGCUUGGUUUGUUUUGUUGUCUGACCGAUGCCUGGUCCGUUUCGGACCAAUGGAUGAAUCGCUGCAGCCAGCCCGUUCUUCUUUCUUGAGGAAAACACCUGUAAUUGCUAUGCUAUUCAUAUAUCCAUAAUGCAUAGAUUUGAAACAAAUGGAUGUCAAAAAUGAGCUGUUUUGAAAAGGACUAUAGUCUAUAAGGGCAACAAGUUCAGUUUAAACGCGAAACAGAGAAGGUGAAGGCAAAAUGGCAUCCCAUUCCCACGUUUUGCUAUCGUCGGCAGCUGGAAAUAUCAGAAGCUACCGGCGCGAAACCCAGGCAACUCAUCGCUUUUCGCUUCUUAAUCAUCUACCCAUUCGAGCAUCCACCACUAAGGAGCCACGCAACCUUCGCUGUGGUCGAUCUUUUCUGGGUAUAGAAGAAGUUCUUCCUACUUUCUGUUCAUCAAUGGCGGCAAGCGUUCGAGCUACGUCGAUAUUCGCAGCUACAACAACUCUAGCAGUUUAUAUAGCUGCUGCCGCAUCCUUCAGCGGACCAUCAGCCUCUGCCGCUUCUCCGGAGGCUGCGUUUGUCAAGACCACCAUCUCCUCCCACCAGAUCGUUAUCUUCUCCAAGUCAUAUUGCCCAUACUGCGGGACGGCUAAAGCUGUAUUCAAAGAGUUGAACAAGGAACCAUUUGUAGUUGAGCUUGAUGAGAGAGAGGAUGGGUACGACAUACAAGAAGCAUUGGGUGAACUCGUGGGGAGACGCACUGUGCCUCAAGUUUUCGUCGAUGGCAAGCACAUUGGUGGCUCUGAUGACGCUGUUGAAGCUUAUCACAAUGGUGAACUAACUAAGCUUCUGGGUGUUGAUGGAAAGGAGGAUAUGUGAAGUAAUGCUGCAUCAAUCAGAAUCCCAGUUUGCGCUCAACCAACAGUGAACUUUCUUCUGUAUAUCCACCAGAAGCUGUGUGACUUCUGAGUGAAUUUAAGUUGGUGUGUUCUCACCAAUUAUAAUAGAUCAGAGAUCAAUGUUACUAGUUUUAUAACUCUGUGUUGAGUGUGAGAAAACUAAUAAAUAUGAUGAUCAUUCGACAAUAUGAAGAAGAAGAAAAAAAUACAUGGUUUGAAUGAUU
Molecule: messenger RNA, 2227 nt
Organism: Linum trigynum
Lineage: Eukaryota; Viridiplantae; Streptophyta; Magnoliopsida; Malpighiales; Linaceae
Source: the annotation of a GenBank genome assembly